This is a messenger RNA of Terrapene triunguis (Three-toed box turtle), 933 nucleotides long. RefSeq names its product olfactory receptor 958-like. The coding region runs from base 1 to 933 and encodes 310 amino acids. Lineage: Eukaryota; Metazoa; Chordata; Testudines; Emydidae. Gene Ontology annotation, cellular component: membrane. The record is from RefSeq and is a predicted model, not a curated record. The transcript has a single exon. Gene Ontology annotation, molecular function: olfactory receptor activity; G protein-coupled receptor activity. Gene Ontology annotation, biological process: G protein-coupled receptor signaling pathway.
AUGGGGCUGGUCAACCACACUGUGGUGACUCAUUUCAUCCUCUUAGGGAUCCCCAAUGCCGACAGCCUCCAGACCAUCCUCUUCAUCACAUUCUUAGCCUUCUACCUCUGCACGCUGCUGGGCAACCUGCUCAUCUUCUCAGCCAUCCUCGCUGACCCCCACUUGCACACCCCCAUGUAUUUCUUUCUUUGCAAUCUCUCCGUGCUGGACAUUGGAAUCUCCUCCAUCAGCAUCCCUAAAUAUCUGACCAUCCUCUGGGGUCAGAGCAGAGUCAUCUCGCUGGGCGGGUGCAUGUCCCAGGUCUUCUUUGGGCACUUUCUGGGCAGCACCGAGUUCCUGCUCUACACCGUCAUGGCCUAUGACCGAUAUGUAGCCAUCUGCCACCCGCUGCGGUACCUGCCUAUCAUGAACCGGAGGGUGUGUGCCCUCCUGGCCGCUGGCACCUGGAUCACCAGCUCUUUCCACGCCACCAUCCUUACCAGCCUGACCUUCACGCUGCCCUACUGUGGGUCCAAUGUGGUGGACUAUUUCUUCUGUGACAUCUUCCCGGUGGUCAAGCUGGCCUGUGCAGACACGUACAUCAUUGAGACCGUGACCUUGACAAACAUUGGUCUGGUGCCCAUGAUUUGCUUCCUUCUCAUCCUCGCAUCCUACAUCAGGAUCAUCUACUCUGUCUUGAAUAUGAACUCGGCCAAAGGGUGGCGCAAAGCGGCCUCCACUUGCGCUUCGCAUCUGGUGGUGGUGACACUAUUCUUUGGUCCCUGUGCCCUGGUCUACACUCAGCCCCAGCCAAGCAAAGUGCUGAUGACUGCUGUGCAGAUCUUUGGCAAUGUGGUGACACCCAUGCUGAACCCGGCCAUCUAUACGCUGAGGAACAAGGAGGUGAAAGCAGCUCUGAAAAAACUGAGAGGGGGUCAAAUGCCUGCAUGUUGA